AUGUGUGUGCGUGCGCGUGCGCGUGCCGUCCCGCAGGUGGUGGAGGUGGUGCAGCGCUACGACGACCGCUGCGUGCCGGCCGGCAAGGACGGCGUGGCGUACAUUCAGGACGCGUCUAUCCCCAAGAAGUGCGACAUCCAGAUCACCGUCAUUGUCCCCGGUUCAUGCCUCCCCUACCUCAUGCCCACAAGGCCCUCUCUACUCCCCUGCUCUCCUACUGCUGGGCGGUGCUGUUGCAUGGGGCGGUGCUGUUGCAUGGGGCGGUGCUGUUGCAUGGGGCGGAGCAGGUACGUGAAGAGCCGCAGUGACAGCCAGCUGCGGGGCACCAACAUCAGCGGCAGCGACUUUGACGUGUGCCAGCCCGAGGCGUACCUGUGGGACAACACAUCGUCGCCCAUCCGGCCGUGCGGGCUGGUGGCGUGGUCGCUGUUCAACGACUCGUACGCCAUCACGGACGCUAGCAGCGGGCAGCAGCUGGCCAUCGACAGCAGCAACAUCGCGUGGCCCAGCGACCAGAGCGGCAAGUUCGCUGGCGUGCCCCCGGAGAACUUCAACACCGUUGCCGACCUGCGCGGCGGGGCGCAGCUCAACACACUCCUGAAUCAGUCGCAGAAUCUGAUGGUGUGGAUGCGCACGGCAGCGCUGCCCACGUUCCGCAAGCUGUAUGGGCGCAUCAACACGCCGCUGGAGGCGGGCAGCACGCUGGCUGUGGUGCUACAGAACAACUACAACUCCUACCAGUAUGGCGGCCAGAAGGCCCUCGUCCUCUCCACCGCCAGCUGGCUGGGCGGCGCCAAUGGCUUCCUGGGCCUCGCCUACCUCACAGCUUUUGUCUCCAAGUGA
Closterium sp. Yama58-4 is the source of this 843-nucleotide messenger RNA. The record is from the annotation of a GenBank genome assembly. Lineage: Eukaryota; Viridiplantae; Streptophyta; Zygnematophyceae; Desmidiales; Closteriaceae.